UGUCCGAACGAGUCAGGGGAAACAAAGAGAGUAAUAAGGGGAGAAAAAAAGGCGAGCGGCCGGGCCCCUGUGCUGCGGAAAUUAGCGGGGCCGGUGCGGCAGGGUACGAUUUCCGAGCAGCGGGGCUGCGGCAGGAUGAGUGUCCGGGGGAAGAGGCGCCACUGACCGCCUGAGCUCUUUGUGCCGAGAGCAGGAGGGCACCAUGCCGGGAGGAGCCUCCUGGAGAGCCGGGGCCGAGCUGCUGCUGCUGGAGCCUGAGGAGAUGAGGCUGAGGCUGGCCGCGCUGAGCCUGGAGGAGGAGGAGGAGGAGAGGCCCGGGGAGGAAGUUGCGGAGGACGCGGCGGCCCUGCUGAUGGGCGGUGCGGGGUGUCAGGCAGGCUUCCCCCCGGGCAGUGCGGAGCAGGCGGGCCGCAGGAAGAGCGUCAAUACCAAUGAACUGGUGCCUGUGCCCAGCUCUGAGCAUGUGGCCGAGAUUGUGGGCCGGCAGGGUUGCAAAAUCAAAGCUCUGAGGGCCAAGACAAACACGUACAUUAAGACACCGGUCCGGGGAGAAGAGCCAGUAUUUGUGGUUACUGGGAGAAAAGAAGAUGUAGCCAUGGCUAAAAGGGAAAUCCUUUCAGCUGCUGAACACUUUUCUAUGAUAAGAGCAUCUCGCAACAAAAAUGCCCCCGCCGUGGGCAACGUACAGUGUGCCCCAAACCUACCAGGUCAAACUACAGUUCAGGUGAGGGUACCUUAUCGAGUUGUUGGCCUCGUGGUUGGUCCGAAGGGAGCUACAAUUAAACGGAUACAGCAACAGACACACACUUAUAUAGUCACUCCAAGCCGUGAUAAAGAGCCAGUGUUCGAAGUGACAGGGAUGCCGGAAAACGUCGACCGCGCACGCGAGGAAAUCGAGAUGCACAUAGCCAUGCGCACCGGCAACUUCAUCGAGCUAAAUGAAGAAAACGAUUUCCAUUAUAAUGGUACCGACGUGAGUUUUGAAACUGGAAACAUGGCCUCUGCCUGGCUAAGCGCACAUCCAACUGCUCCCGGCCGGAACAGAAUGAUCUCCAACUACAGAAAUGAUAGCUCUAGUUCUCUGGGUAGCGGCUCCACCGAUUCCUUCUUUGGAAAUAGUAGAUUGGCUGAUUUUAGUCCUUCGAGUCCCUUCAGCGCAGGCAGUUUCUGGUUUGGGGAAACCGUGCCCCCUAUGGGAUCAGAAGAUCUAAGCGAUGCAUCUGCUUUUGACCCCAUACCAUCAUCUUCUGAGGCCAUCUGGGCACCUUACGAUACAGGAAAUUCCCUCUCUGCUUACGGCGGCGAUGCCGGCACAAAAUCUCAGCGUAGGGGAAGUCUGUCUCCGACUUUCCCGGAAGGUCUGGAAUAUCCCCUAACGAAAAGUUAUCGAAGUGACCUUUCAAGCACAAGCGAGGCUGGGCACCCCAUCUACAUCCCUGCGUUCUCCAACAGCAGCAACAGCUAUUCUUCUUCCAAUGGCGGAUCCACCUCCAGUUCGCCGCCCGAGACAAGACGGAAGCACGACUGCGUUAUCUGCUUUGAUAAUGAGGUUAUCGCCGCCCUUGUUCCGUGUGGCCACAACCUUUUCUGCAUGGACUGUGCCAACAAGAUCUGCGAGAAGGAGUUACCCUUGUGUCCUGUGUGCCAGUCCAAAGUCAAUCAGGCAAUCCAAAUACACUCCUAAUUGUGCAGACAUACACACACCCACACUAGUGUAUGGAGCAGACCAGGGGCUAGUAAAUUCAGUUCUGCUGCUACCCCCCCACUAUAAAUGAGGCUGGAAAUCAGCCGCUGGAUAAGGAAGGGUGGUUUAGAGAAGGCUUGUUGGCAUUUAGUAUACGGUAAAUUAUGAUUUACAGAUCUAGUUUACAUUCUUAGUAUGGAUUAUUAUGUUUACAGAGAACAAAAUUCAAACAAACUUCAGUUUUUUUAAAAAAAGAGAAUUCACUGCCUUUUUUAUAUUCCUUUAUCACAAAGGAACGACACACGGCAACAGGUACACUUCUAAAUCAGUCUAAUGCUCCAGUAUUGACUAUAUCGCCUAGUUAUGUUGCCACCCAUCCCAAUUGUGCGAAACUCCCACUGGGACGUCAAAGCGCCAGCUCUUGUGAACUCACAACUGUCAGCUGCAGUCUGGGCGGAGUUCGAGCGGUUACCAGUAUGACACUUUGCGGGCCUUUAGGGGCUCUUGGAAAUGCACAAGCCCCGGCUGAUGUAGAGGAUUCGACAUUCCAUUGAUUAGUCUGAUGAAGUCUAUCGUUUUGAUUUUAAACGAUUGAAAUUUAAUUGUAAAUGUGAAUGAAUUUUAUGAGCCACCCAUGACUUAAACACUACUUUUUAUUUAGGCAGGGGGUCGGCUGGGCUCAAAGGCUUUGCUCUCGUGAAGCUUAUGGCAAAAGCAAAGGGGGUCCGGAGGGCAGGGCAUUAGUACGUCCCCGGCCAAUCACCAUUCUGAAGAGAAAAGCCCCUCCCACUGAUGUUUUAUUUCAGCCUGUGGAUUCCUUUCGUUUACGUUUUUAAGUGCUUGCAUUAAAUAUGCAGAACGGGAGCCCCCCCUCUCUGUCCCCGCUCCCUCUGGAUUUUCUAGGAAUAUUUUUGAAACGGUUUUUUCUCAAGGUAAUUUUAUUUUCCACAGUAACACAAGUCGAAGUUGUAAAGUCUGUGUACUGACAAGUAAAUAUAUAUAGAUAUAUAUAUAUAUAUAAAAAAAAAUCUUUAUUUUUUAUUUCCACUUGAAGUUACAUUUCGUAAAAAAAAAAAAAAGUUUACAAAUUUACUGUUUUUAUUUAGAUUUCAUUUUUGUUUUUUUUUUGUUUUCAGUAUACGAAUUGCCUUGAUGGCAUAUUAUAAUGUAAUGCAAACCUUUACUGCUAAUUGCUUGUAGACUAGUUACGUCAGUAUUGAACCUUUUAACCCUGUAGCUGCCGUCGUAGCAAGUACGCACGAAUGUUCGCCAAGCAUGUAUUUUAUAUUAUUAUCUCGCAUCGUACACGGCAACUAACAAAGCCAAGGAACUAACCUAUCCUAUUAGCUGCGUGUACUAUUUAUAUAUACCACAGAAGCUAGGAUGACGAUAUUACAGUAUCAACUUAGUUUAGUAUUUGCUAACUUUACUACACUUUUGUUAUGUAUAUGUAGGAACAUAAUAGGGAAUAUAAAUUCAGUAUGAGUAAAGGUUAAAAAAAAACAAAAACAUAUAUUUUAUGAUAAAGGGCCUUUAACUUAUUACGGCCAAAGCACUGAUAUUAUAUAUUUGCUGUAAAGAGAAUUAUAAGAGUUUUAUUUUUCGGAUAUUAAAAGUUAAUAAAGACUUGUUUCCAUUAACUUAUA
This is a messenger RNA of Xenopus tropicalis (tropical clawed frog), 3330 nucleotides long. The record is from RefSeq and is a predicted model, not a curated record. NCBI's taxonomy places the organism in Eukaryota, Metazoa, Chordata, Amphibia, Anura, Pipidae.